AUGUUGACCCUCAGCGAUACGCAGAAGGUGGGGCUGGUGAUGACGAGCUUUGGGGCGUUCUGCACUGCCUUCGGCAUCCUUCUGAUGAUGGACCGCGGCCUCCUUGCCCUGGGCAACGUGUGCACCCACCCUCUUGUACUCCUCAUACUGUUCGUGACAGGGUCGGUGCUGCUUGUGGGCUUGGACAGGGCGUCUUCGUUCUUCCUCGAGCAGAGUCGGCUGAAGGGCAGCGUGUGCUUUUUCGGCGGGAUCGUGUUCGUGCUCAUCAAGUGGCCCAUCCUCGGCCUUCUCGUCGAGGUGUUUGGCUUCGUUAAUCUUUUCGGGUAG
Messenger RNA from Acanthamoeba castellanii str. Neff, 327 nucleotides. Its product is annotated as golgi transport 1 A family protein. The coding region runs from base 1 to 327 and encodes 108 amino acids. The record is from RefSeq and is a predicted model, not a curated record. The transcript has 3 exons. Gene Ontology annotation, biological process: retrograde transport, endosome to Golgi; endoplasmic reticulum to Golgi vesicle-mediated transport. Lineage: Eukaryota; Discosea; Longamoebia; Acanthamoebidae.